UUUGGGGAAGUAUACUUUCUCCAUGCCACCUCAAGUUUUUCAACCCCUUCAUCAGCUGCUCUGUGCGGCCUCUCGUCUUCUACUUCAGCCAGCCAGCAGCGUGGUGAGUUCCUCAUAUGAGCGCCCUCACCCAUGCUAAUGGUGUACCCGUUUGUCGGAUUUACAAGGACCCAGAAGCAAUCUACGGCGAUGCCAAAACCCAAGGCGCCACAGUUGCUUUCAAUGUUCAGGACUCUUUGGUUAUGCCCAUAGCCUACUCCGACGUUGAGAAACUCGCAGACGAACACAACAUCUACCUCCGUUCUAGUGGUCUGUGCAAUCCGGGAGGAAUCGCGACCUUCCAAAACUUCACUGCCUCAGAUGUGAAGGCGAUAUUUGCUCUUGGCCAUCGCUAUAGCAAACCGCUUACGCCAGAAUUGCUCGGGGGAAAGAUGCCUGGGGUUGUACGCGUCUCUUUGGGUGCUAUGAGUACGUUCUCUGACGUAGAUACUUUCCUCGCUUUCAUGUCAGAGCAAUACGUCGAGAAGUAUCAACCGAUUGAGAGAUCGCCGACGGUACUGGAGCCAGUGCACCUUUUAAGGCCAGCGAACCUCCCCUGCAUCUACCAUCCACCGCAAAUUCGGCUUUCGUGGAAGAGCCUGCAAGUCGCUCUGUCCAGGAGGGCGAACAAAAGCUGCUCGCUCAGGUUAAAGCCAGCAUGCGUUUGAUGCGAGCGUUUCCUUCCUUUGGCAGCCAUGUCAACAAUCCGAUCGCUAUUUCAGCGUAGUUCUGCCCAGGCGGCCCUGGCAAGAAGGUAGGACCUUAUACCAUUAUGCACAUAUCGUCAUUUUCUGCUUACUUCAGCGUUACCCUAUAACGUGUUCUACAUGCAUGUGGUGGUUACAAGCGAGUGGUGGCGCUUAAUUUUUGGUGCGAUUUGGACGUUUUGACACCCCAGCAAUCUCAACAAC
Messenger RNA from Mytilinidion resinicola, 950 nucleotides. RefSeq lists its product as uncharacterized. NCBI's taxonomy places the organism in Eukaryota, Fungi, Ascomycota, Dothideomycetes, Mytilinidiales, Mytilinidiaceae. Bases 117 to 707 code for a protein of 196 amino acids. The transcript has a single exon. The record is from RefSeq and is a predicted model, not a curated record.